UACCUCCAGGAGCUGGUGUUUCAUUGGCCGAUGAGAAUCCUAUAAUCAUAGAGAGAGAGAGAGAGGGAGAAAGCGAGUGACGGAACGGAAGCUUGCUUUAUAGUUGGCGGAAGGACAAUCUUUUUUGUUUUCAAAUCCCUCACCCACGCGUCAUACGAGUAUGCCGAUUCUAACGAAGCUAAUUUCAAUGCAAGAAGCUUCGCUGCACAACAGCAAGGACGAUUGCUGGAUCGUCAUUGAUGGCAAGGUAUAUGAUGUGUCAUCUUACUUGGAUGAGCAUCCAGGCGGAGACGAUGUCAUCCUUGCUGCAACUGGGAAAGAUGCUCUUGAUGAGUUUGAAGAUGCUGGACACAGCGAAAGCGCCAAGGAGCAAAUGGAAACCUUCUGCAUUGGGGAGCUCGAUCCGUCAUCCCCCGCUACCCCUCAACUAGACAUCGUCUCCAAGGAGCAGCCCGUGGAAAUUACCAAGACGCUUAAGGACUUGACAGAGCAUUAUUGGGCUGUGCCUGUAACAGUUGUCGGCAUCUCUGUUUUUGUUGGCUUCCUGUACUGGUGGAGAAAGUGAGGGCCCGAACUGUAACGACCCGUUAGUGGGUUUAGGUGUUAUGGGUAUUUUAGUUUGCACAUUAGAGUUGUUGCUUUUAUUAAUUAAUUGUUAAAAAUAUUAUAUGUGUUGGUAAUAGGGUAAAUUAAUGAAAAUAAUAUUUUUGUGAGAAGAUAAUUAUAA
Diospyros lotus (date-plum) is the source of this 727-nucleotide messenger RNA. RefSeq names its product cytochrome b5. Gene Ontology annotation, molecular function: heme binding. NCBI's taxonomy places the organism in Eukaryota, Viridiplantae, Streptophyta, Magnoliopsida, Ericales, Ebenaceae. The record is from RefSeq and is a predicted model, not a curated record. The coding region runs from base 161 to 565 and encodes 134 amino acids. The transcript has 3 exons. Gene Ontology annotation, cellular component: membrane; intracellular membrane-bounded organelle.